Messenger RNA from Ahaetulla prasina, 3566 nucleotides. It is a transcript of the gene IL7R, whose product is annotated as interleukin 7 receptor. Gene Ontology annotation, molecular function: cytokine receptor activity; protein binding. Gene Ontology annotation, biological process: hemopoiesis; cytokine-mediated signaling pathway; positive regulation of receptor signaling pathway via JAK-STAT. The transcript has 8 exons. The record is from RefSeq and is a predicted model, not a curated record. NCBI's taxonomy places the organism in Eukaryota, Metazoa, Chordata, Lepidosauria, Squamata, Colubridae. Gene Ontology annotation, cellular component: external side of plasma membrane. Bases 265 to 1500 code for a protein of 411 amino acids.
GAAAAUCCUGUUUUAUUUCAGGACCUUUUGUAAAAACAGUAAGCAUUCAGCCCAGAGACUAGAAACUAAUCCGAGUUUUCUUGUGCCUCCAAUUACUUCUGAUGUCAUCUUCCUGUCUGAAUCCUACUUUAAAGGUUGAUCCUGAGUUAGGAACAGCAACAUGGACUUUGUGCUUCCCCAUCAACUGUUAUCAUCUGAAAAUUAAAUCUAGAAGGUACUUGUACGGACGAUGAGCAAGAAAACAGCUUUAAGUGUUUCACUCAAAUGCCAGGAUUCCAAAGCAUUUUCAUAAUUUGUGAUGCUACUGGGACAGAGAUGAACCUAAAUGAGACAAAUGCCAGUUUUUCUGUGUAUGAGACUCAACCCCGAUCCUGCUUCAUGAAAAAUCCCCUUGUCGGCAAUUGUUCUAUAGACAGCAGCGAUCUUAUUGGUCUUUUGGACGUUUGCUUGACAAUCACUUUGACCAAUUCUUGCAAAAACUGCCAGAAAUUGAAAGCUGUUCAUAUUGUUAAACCUGAAGCACCUUUUGGUUUAAAUAUCACCUACCAGGAAAAAGCAAAUGAGUAUCUUGUUCAAUUCUCAACGCCAUAUGUAGCAAACGCAUUCCUUGAAAACAAAUUAAUACAUCAGUUAGCCUACCGACAAGAAAAUACAAACUGGACUACUACCGAAUCUAAUUUUGUUAGAUUGAAACUUCUGGGGAAGGAAUUUGAGCCAGAAGUAAGAUAUGAGAUGAAAGUUCGGUCAAGGCCCAAUGGAGAGUAUUACAAAGGCUACUGGAGUGACUGGAGCUCAUCCCAAUAUUUGAAAACUUCAGCCAGGACAUCAAGUGGAAUAAACAAAGUUGUCCUGAUAACUGUAUCUACUGCAAGCUUCUUCGUGCUUUUUGUUGUAAUUCUUCUGGUUCCAAUAUUUUGGAAAAACAGGAUCAAAGCAAUUGUUUGGCCCACCAUCCCUAACCAUAAAAAAACUCUGGAUAAAUUCUGCAACAAACUAAGAAAGAACUCUGACGCCAGUUUCUUUAACCCUGAGAGUCUGGGAUAUGUUGACAUCCAUAAGGUGGAGAGCAUCCAGGCUAAAUCAGAAGUUGCCCACCUUCAGCCCCCUCCAUAUAAUCUGGAUGCAGAGACUGAGGAUUUGGUGGAACCAAAAAGCAACUUGAACCAUAUUCAUCAUGGAUGGUUGAAGCUCCCUCUGGCAUAUGAAGGAAUGUUGUCAACAGAGAUGAAGGGCAAGCUCCACGGUGGAAGUGAGGACACCUCUGAUGAUCAUUCACUCCUCAGCAUCAAUCUCUACAAUGAGGGCAGAAUUGCUGACCAACAUGGCUGGAACAGCAAUGAUCUGUGUAAAUAUUCCAUGGUCCCAAUAGACCACAUUUCCCCCCCUGAAUUAAAAACAGGGUCUUGUGACCACACUUAUUCCAACGGGGAGACCAGGGUAUUAAAUAAAGAAGAAACCUACGUCACAAUGGCAAGCUUUUUUGAAAAUAAGGGGCUCUAAGAGUGCUUUUUCAAAAGACAACUGGAUUUCGUUUUUCCUUGAAGAUGUUUCAUUUCUCAUCUAAGAAGCUUCUUCAGAACAGACUUGCAGAAGCUUCUUGAUCAGAAAUGAAACAUCUUCAAACAAAAACAAAAGAGACAACCCUGGAUGACAGAAUCUCCACAGACAUUAUUUUGUGAAGUCAGUUAAGAUUCAGAACAAAAUCUUUAGGAAUUAAUGUUCUAUCUACCGCCAUUUUCAUUUGGGUUCAAGAACCCAGGUCUGAAUGGCUGGAUGGAAUUAUGACAGUGCAGAUAUUGGAGAAUUUCCACAUCUUCCUUAUUAUGAUUCAGCAGUAAUCAGACGAUACUGGAGCACUUGAUCUUGUGGAUCUAUCUUGCGAUUCCUGACCGUUUAAUGAAAAAUAAAUCUUGCUGAAUUGGAGCAAGUUCCUUCAAUGUAGCAUCCUUUUUUUCCAGAGUAACUAGGAAGAAGCUCUGAACAUUCAGAAAAGAGACAAUAGUGUAAUCCAUCCUCUUUGCUGCUCCCCAAGAAGUUCUACGUUGUUAUUAGGAUUGGUAGAUUUCUCCUGUCUUAAUUUGAGAACUUCCCUCCUAAAACCACUCCCUGUCUUGGUCUACACAGUGCCUUGUGGAUAUGAAUAAUAUAAACCAGUGAUGGGUAAUUUUUUUGCCAUUGUGUGCCAAAAGCAGGGGGACCACGGGGGGGUCACGCACACACGUGCCCACACCCAUAAUUCUAUGCACCCCGCCCCCCACGCAUGUGCGCAUGACCCAUCCGCGCUUCCCCUCCGCUUUUGGCACACAAUGGCACGGUGGGCCCAGUAGGCCUGUUUUUCACUCUCCACAGGCUCCAGAGCCUUUCUAGGAGUCUGGGAGGGUGAAAAUGGCCUUCCCCACCCCCAGGAGGCCCUCUGGAGGAUAGAAAUGGCCCGUUUGGUGAUUUCUGUUGGGCCCAGAAGGCCCGAAAAUCAGCUGGCCGGUGCAUGCAUGCGCACCGGAGCUGAGCCCACGUGCCCACCGAUAUUGCUCCAUGUGCCACCUGUGGCAUGCAUGCCAUAGGUUCGCCAUCACAGAUAUAAACUGUAUGUUAUGUGAAGUAUUUUAUUUUGCCUAUAAUAAUAAUUUAAUAAAAAAAUUAUUCCACCAGUAUGUCUAGAUUACUAGCUAUAGUGAUCAGUUCACUAUAUCAGCCUUCCCCAACCUUUUGGGCAUCAGGGACUGGUUCUGCGGAGAGAGGUUUUUCUGCAAACCGGGGGCGGGGGAGGCGUAGUGUCAAGGUUCCAGAAAAACCUCUUCUGCAUAAAAAAACCUCAGAAGCCAUUGUCUUUCAGAGCUCUUUACUAGCAUGAGGAAACUGGCACACGAUGAGUGAAAUUCCAAAACUGAACUUCUGGAUUCUUUUCCCAGUUAUACAAACCCCAAGAGUCCCACCCCCCUGACCCCUUUGAUGGUCACAUGGUCCCACGUUCUCCCAGUUCAUUUGAAUAUCUUCUUGCCACUCUUCCUGCAGAUGUAAACACCAUCCGACCUUGACCGCUUGAAGAAUGUUACCAUACCCCUCAGCCCCCCUUCCUCCCCUCAGGGGAAAAUGUGGCAGCGUCUGGAACCCUAAAGUCUAGCAUGGUUUCCAGGCCUGACACGUGGUUUCAUGUGCUGCUUGCAUCCCGCGGAUGGGCUUUGCUUGUUUGUGCGGCCCAGUUUCUGGCAAGCCGCAGGCUGGGGCCAGUCCACAGACUGGGGGUUGGGUACCCCGGCAUUAAUAUCUAUAACUAUCCCAGUUAACACUUGAAUUCCACUAUAAAUCACUGCUGCUUUUGAUUUAGCUUUCUCCAAGAAAUAUUCAAGGGAUGCUAAAACAAUUUAAAAUUUUUUAUCAUUAUGUAUCCUAUAUUUUUUCAAUAGAUGUAUAAUCUUGCCUUGUACUUAUCAUGUUAUUCGCUGCUAUGUUUCAUUUUUAUGAGGAGUGGUUUCAUAUGGUUAUUUUUUUUUAUUUUGAUGGAAUAAUAGUUAUGUUUGUAUAAAUAUAAUAAAUGUCUUUGAAUUGAAUGCUGAAGUGGCAUUUAA